This is a messenger RNA of Magnolia sinica, 1245 nucleotides long. RefSeq names its product malate dehydrogenase, glyoxysomal. Gene Ontology annotation, cellular component: cytoplasm; chloroplast. Lineage: Eukaryota; Viridiplantae; Streptophyta; Magnoliopsida; Magnoliales; Magnoliaceae. Bases 96 to 1166 code for a protein of 356 amino acids. Gene Ontology annotation, molecular function: L-malate dehydrogenase (NAD+) activity. The record is from RefSeq and is a predicted model, not a curated record. The transcript is spliced from 9 exons. Gene Ontology annotation, biological process: malate metabolic process; tricarboxylic acid cycle.
UCUCCUAGUACUUCAAAUACACGAUUCUCGGACUCGAUUUCGUUCUUCAGCUCAUCCACGGCCCGAAGAAAAGAAAAGAAAAGAAAAGAAAAGAAAUGCAGCCCAGUGCAGAAAUUAACCAGCGAAUUGCAAGAAUUUCAGCUCAUCUCCACCCUUCAAAUCUCCAGAUGGAGGAAAGUUCCAUCUUGAGGCGCACAGCUUGUCGGGCGAAAGGCGGGGCACCCGGAUUCAAAGUUGCGAUCUUGGGCGCUGCUGGAGGCAUAGGGCAGCCUCUAGCGUUGCUGAUGAAGAUGAAUCCACUGGUUUCGGUUCUGCAUCUCUAUGAUGUUGUCAAUGCUCCUGGAGUCACGGCAGACGUCAGUCACAUGGACACUGGUGCUGUGGUACGUGGGUUUUUGGGACAACCACAAUUGGAGAGUACACUUGCAGGGAUGGAUCUUGUUAUAAUUCCAGCCGGUGUUCCAAGAAAGCCGGGAAUGACAAGGGACGACUUGUUCAAGAUCAAUGCUGGGAUUGUCCGGACCCUUUGUGAAGGGAUUGCUAAGUGCUGCCCUAACGCAAUUGUGAACUUGAUCAGCAAUCCAGUGAAUUCCACUGUUCCAAUUGCUGCCGAGGUUUUCAAGAAAGCUGGCACCUAUGAUCCAAAGCGUCUUUUGGGAGUGACAAUGUUGGAUGUUGUGAGAGCCAAUACUUUCGUGGCAGAGGUCUUGGGAAUUGAUCCUAGGGAAGUUGACGUUCCAGUUGUCGGUGGUCAUGCAGGAGUUACAAUCUUACCCCUUCUAUCACAGGUUAAGCCACCGUGCUCUUUCACUUCUCAAGAAAUUACUCACUUGACAGAUCGCAUCCAGAAUGGGGGAACUGAAGUUGUUGAGGCAAAAGCUGGGACGGGCUCUGCAACACUGUCAAUGGCAUAUGCUGCUGCUAAAUUCGCAGAUGCGUGCUUGAGGGGCUUACGAGGUGAUGCUGGAAUUGUAGAGUGCUCAUUCGUGGCUUCUCAGGUGACUGAACUUCCUUUCUUUGCGUCAAAAGUACGAUUAGGCCGUACUGGAGCAGAGGAAAUCUUCCCUCUAGGACCACUGAAUGACUUUGAAAGGUCGGGCUUGGAGAAGGCGAAGAAAGAGCUAGCAGGAAGCAUCCAGAAGGGGAUCUCUUUUAUCAGGAAGUGAUCAAUGGAUAUAUUAGUUGAUAUGAGUAGGAAAUCUCACCUCGUAUGAUAUGGUCCUUUUGUAUACUUUGCUUUGUAGA